Cariama cristata (Red-legged seriema) is the source of this 1362-nucleotide messenger RNA. RefSeq names its product sema domain, immunoglobulin domain (Ig), transmembrane domain (TM) and short cytoplasmic domain, (semaphorin) 4A (gene SEMA4A). The record is from RefSeq and is a predicted model, not a curated record. Gene Ontology annotation, biological process: positive regulation of cell migration; neural crest cell migration; negative chemotaxis. The transcript is spliced from 9 exons. NCBI's taxonomy places the organism in Eukaryota, Metazoa, Chordata, Aves, Cariamiformes, Cariamidae. Gene Ontology annotation, molecular function: chemorepellent activity; semaphorin receptor binding. The annotation marks the transcript as partial.
ACGGCGAGCUCUACGCCGGCACCAUGAACAACUUCCAGGGCAACGAGCCCAUCAUCUCCCGCUCGCUGGGCAGCCGAACUCUGCUCAAGACGGACGCCUUCCUCCGCUGGCUUUCGGCCGACGCCGCCUUCGUGGCCUCCUUCAGCUUCCCCGGAGAUGACAAAGUCUACUUCUUCUUCGAGGAGACGGCCGAUGAGUUUGAUUUCUUCGAGCGGCUCCUGGGCUGAGCAUCCUCCCGACUCCCGCAGAGCGAUGUCGGGGGGGACAAGGUGCUGCAGAAGAAGUGGACGACGUUCCUGAAGGCCCAACUGGUGUGCUCGCAACCCGGCCACUUCCCCUUCAACGUCAUCCAUCACGCCUUCGCCCUGCCCCGCCGCAACGGCAGUGCCGACUUCUACGCCGUCUUCACCUCGCAGUGGCAGGCGGGCAGGGCGGGCAGUGCCGCCGUCUGUGCCUACAGCCAGGAGGCUCUGGAAGAGGUCUUCAAGGGCAAGUACAAGGAGCUGAACAAGGAGAGCUCCCGCUGGACGGUCUACAGCGGCCCCGACAUGAGUCCCCGGCCCGGCAGUUGCUACAUGGGUCCUUCCUCCGACAAAGCCCUCACCUUCAUGAAGGACCAUUUCCUAAUGGACGGGAAGGUGUCGCCCAUCCACGGGCGGCCGCUGCUGGUGAAGACGGACGUCACGUACACGCGCAUCGCGGUGGACGAGAUUCGUGGUCUCUCAGGGAUCACCUACCGCGUCAUGUUCCUGGCUACAGCGGAGGGUUUCCUGCACAAAGCGGUGGAGCUGCGCGAGGGUCCCCACAUCGUGGAGAGCAUCCAGCUCUUUGGGAUGCCAGAGCCGGUGAAGAACCUACUGCUGGCCCCGGGGAAGGGCGUCCUCUUCGUGGGCUACUCCGGUGGUGUCCUCCAAGUCCCGUUGGCCAACUGUAGCCUGCACCGGACCUGCGCCGAGUGCUUGCUGGCACGGGACCCGUACUGCGCCUGGCACAGCGUCACCGGCUCCUGCCAGCCCACCCGCACCAUCACCGCCGAGGACAUAGAGUUGAGUACGGGGCCACGGCGGGAUGGGGUGGGGACACAGCUGGACGGGGACCGGAGGGGUAACGCCGUCGUCCGCCUGCCGUGCCCCCGCCGCUCCGCCCUGGCUACCUACAGCUGGCAGCAACCCGGUGGCCGGGGGGGCCAGGGGAAUACGGUGCUGCUGCCUGACCACACGCUGGUGGUCAUCAUGCAACAGGGGACUGCUGGCACCUACAAGUGCCGGGCCACCGAGAACGGCUACACCUGGACCGUGGCUCAUUACCAGCUACAGGACCCCAGUGGGGCAGCCCCCCAGCUGGAUGGGCUGACUGAGGAGG